Messenger RNA from Poecilia latipinna (sailfin molly), 2278 nucleotides. It is a transcript of the gene tmem106c, whose product is annotated as transmembrane protein 106C. Lineage: Eukaryota; Metazoa; Chordata; Actinopteri; Cyprinodontiformes; Poeciliidae. Bases 662 to 1501 code for a protein of 279 amino acids. The transcript is spliced from 7 exons. The record is from RefSeq and is a predicted model, not a curated record.
UCGGCAGGAACCUGAAUGCAACAAAACAGUAAAGUUUCAAAUGAAACAGGAUGAGGAGCGGUACACAGGAAAUAUGGCUGUGUGAAGGUAGCUUUCAACUGAAAUGUUAUCGUUAAUUGUUAAACAAAGUUAAAUAAACUUGUUUUACUAAUUUACAGAGAUUUAAAAUCGAAGUUUGAAAAUUUACAGGGCACCAUUACUUUCGAAAUAGCUGAAGCACGCCAUACUAGAACGUACGCUCUGGAUAAACGAGGUCCCUCUCUGAAUACCAACUGCUCUGCUUCCCCCGGGACACGGCGCUAACUUCCUGGGACAGAAUGACGGUAGAUAUAUUUCAAGACAUCCGCGGUUGUAUCCUUCGCUCCGUUUUUUAUUUUAAUCCCUCUGCUCCGUUUACAACAGGGCUGUUUAGCUACGUCUACUGGCUCAACCAGGCAGUUUGUUGAUUAGUUUGAACACUGCUUCCUUCCACCUAGAGACCGGAGGCUUGUUUAUCAGUUAAGCUUGAAUAAAGACAAUUAUAAAGUCCUGCUUCUCGCUCCCCCCCCCACCCGACACUUCGCCACGCCCCUCUGGGGGGGACGAGCCCCACUAUUUGACAAGUACUGUAAGUCUGUAGUCUGGAAAGAGAACUCCCCUUUGGGCCACUCCCGCUUCAGUCAUGGGGACGCGCUGGUCUCGGAGCGGCAGCAGCCUGCCGCUUCUCCCGGAGACAAAGCCAGAGGGUCGGCUAGCAGGACACAGAGAGCCCGAUAACGACUCUCUGGACGGGCUUGACAGGCGAGAGGAUAUCGCUCAGUUUCCGUACGUGGAGUUCACCGGCAGGGACAGCAUAACCUGUCCGACAUGUCAGGGCACCGGGAGAAUCCCUUCUGAACAAGUGAACGAGCUGGUAGCGCUGAUCCCCUACAGCGACCAAAGGCUGCAGCCACAAAGGACGAAGCUGUACGUUGUCCUGUCGGUGGUGGUCUGUCUCCUGGCCUCCAUUCUGGUCGCCUUCUUCCUCUUCCCCCGCUCGGUGGUGGUGGUGGACGCCGGGAUCCGCUCAGUGACUGUACACUUUGAUCACACCAACAAGAAAGUCCUGAUGAACAUGACGAGCACGCUGAACUUCAGCAACCCAAACUUCUUCACCGUGCUGGUGCAGAGCGUGAGCUGCCAGGUCCUCUACAUGAAGACGGUGGUGGGAACUCGGCAGCUGGACAACCCCACCACCAUCCAGCCGCUCAGCCACAGCCAGGUGAACUACACGGUCAGUGUGGAGAUCGGCAGCAAUGCACCUUAUGUCUAUGCCUUCUGCACAAUACCCAGGAUCAAGGUCCACAACAUUGUCGUAUUUAUGCAAACCUCGGUGAAAACGUCAUACAUGGUGCGAACGUCCCAGAACAGCCUGGAGGACUACCACUACAUAGACUGUGGCUCCAACACCACCCACCCCGCACUCACCAGUAGCACAACCACGCCCCCUUCAGGAAGGAAGCAACAAAAUAGAUUUUUUUGAUUAGAAAUCUGCUACACAAAACCAAACAAAAAGAAAAACCUUCAAACGAAGUGUUUUGGUUGCUAAGCGUUCCCAAGUUGAACAUUAAUUUUUGAUGAAGUGAGUUGACUUUAUGGCCUUUUUCAGGAAUAUUUAUUUUUCUCUUGCUACGUUUUCACAUAAAUGUCUGUAAGUUCAGGAAGGGGAUUUGUUUGUCCACAGACACGGUGGCUCACAUGUUGCUGACAACGGAGUGAAUAACUCACUGAUUCACUACCAGACAGCAUUCUCUAUUAAAAGUCACACAAAGCUCUUUCUCUUGUGGGGAACAUGGCCGACGUUCUCAGACAAAAACUUGAACUGUUUCUGCUGAUGUGAACUUCUUCCACUUCACAUCGUUCUAACUGAAUCCUGCCGACUUCUCUUUUCAGGAAGGAAAUACAAAAAAAAGAAAAAGGGAUAAUUGUUGUUUCUGCUUUUGGUACCAUGCAGUAAUGCUGUUGUUGCACAUUUUCUGUUCUUGCUUGCAUUUAAAUGUGUUUAAAAGGCAUUGAAAUGCUUGCUAGAUUUUUUUAAAUUAUUACUUUGAUGUCAGUAAGUCUUUGCACACCAAUUUUAUUGACUCUAAGAGAGGAUUUUCAUAUCGAAUGUAAAAAGUAUUAGACCUUUUUUUAAAGGGGCAUUUGUCUAUUUCUGAAUUCUGGGAAAUUUAUUAAGGGACAAAACAUCUACUUUGGGUUACACUGUUGUAAAAAGAUUGAAGGGGAUUGUGAAUAAAUGAUAAAUAAUUGUCUUGAA